This is a messenger RNA of Phaedon cochleariae (mustard beetle), 624 nucleotides long. NCBI's taxonomy places the organism in Eukaryota, Metazoa, Arthropoda, Insecta, Coleoptera, Chrysomelidae. The record is from the annotation of a GenBank genome assembly.
AUGUCGAUGGAAAAGAAAAAACGCUUUCGAGCCGGUAAUUUCUCUACUGAAGAGGUUCGUUUGUUAAUUCGUUUGGCAUUUGAAGAAAAUCACGUGUUGGAAAACAAACAAACGGACUCUGAAGUUCGGAAACUCAAGAGUGAAACGUGGGAAAGAAUUGCAGAGGUUUUCAAUGCAUCUUCAGGACAAACAUUCAGAUCAGUUGACACUUUGAGACUGAAGUAUGAAUCUGUGAAAAAAGAUCUCAAGAAAAAAGUGAACAAAAAUGAGGCUGAGACAAUGAAAACUGGGGGAGGAAACCCCAAUUAUAUUGUUAUUGAUGGACCAGAGAAGGAAUUACUGGAAGUUCUCAGUCUUUCAGUACAUGGUUUGGCUUCAAUUUCAGACUCUGACACAAUGACUGGUGAAAAAGAGAAGGAGGUGUUUGAAGAAAUACCAGUAUCAGAAAUAACUGAUCAGGAAAUUGAAUUCUAUGAUAAUGUGGAGCCUGUGGUCAUUGAUAUAGUUGAGAUGAAUAAUUAUCCUGGAACCUCAGAAGACGAGAAUAUUAAUUCCAACACUGAUGACGUCUACCAGAAAAUGUGGAUAAAGUUGAAAUUGUUAAUAGUGUUACAAAAAGAAUAG